GCGAGGGAAAUUUAACUGGAUGCCUAAGUCGGAAUGGCAAGAAGACGACUAGAGGCAGCUUUGCAAGUUGGUAAAGAUAUCGAGAACAAGUCAGUGGAUUUCACUUCUAUUGGAGUAAGACAUGAGAUUUCAGUGUCACGAGAACACAAGGGUGUGUACAGCCUCCAGUUUAAUUAUGACAGCAGCAGUCUGGCCGUGGGGUUGGGAUCCGGCUGCAUACAGAUAUACGACCCGAAGACCGGUAGGUUAGAUAAGACCUUUAAGAAGCCGCUGUACCUGAGUUAUCCUGUGAUGUCACUGCGCUACAACCCGAAGCGCCAGGACCUGCUCUAUGCUGCCAAUGCCAAGGGAGUUGUCCUUUCCUGCAAGCCUGACGACGAAAGCUGUGCUGAGAUCAUUAGCGAGAAGAACAAUGAGAUUAAUGCUCUCGACUUCAGCGCAGACGGUUUCAGCUUUGCGACGGCGGGAAAAGAUCUGAGCAUCCGCAUUUACGACACCAACACGAAUAAGCUGCAUCAUGAGUACGAUGGCUACCACCCGGUCAAGCACUCCGACAACACGUUCAAGGGCCACAGCCAGCGCAUAUUCGCGGUGCGCUACCACCCCGAGAACAACUACGUCUUUCUCACCGGUGGCUGGGACAACUGCGUGAAGGUGUGGGACAGCAGAACGCGGGAUGGGGUGGAGCGUCUCAUCACUGGCCCACACAUCUGUGGAGACAGCCUCGAUGUAAAGGGUUACAAGAUGCUGACGGGCUCGUGGACGUCCAAGAAUGCCCUGCAGAUCUGGGAACACACGAGCGGCAGUCUGGAGCGGACGGUUCCCGUGCCGUGCGGUUCGGGGGGAGAGUUCCUGUAUUGCUCGCAGUUCUGCGACAAUGACGCUGUUCUGGCCGGCGGCAGCGGCACCAACAGCGUGCAGGCUAUCAACAGCAAGACCGGCCAGUGCCUCGGCGACGUGAAGUUUUCGAAGCCCGUUCAGGCGAUGGACAGCACGCAGGGUGGACGCUGCUUCGCGGUUGGAGGCAUGGACGAACAUCUCAAGAUCGGCUAUCUGCAGUGA
This is a messenger RNA of Priapulus caudatus, 1062 nucleotides long. RefSeq lists its product as uncharacterized. The transcript is spliced from 8 exons. The record is from RefSeq and is a predicted model, not a curated record. NCBI's taxonomy places the organism in Eukaryota, Metazoa, Priapulida, Priapulimorpha, Priapulimorphida, Priapulidae. Gene Ontology annotation, molecular function: protein binding. The coding region runs from base 34 to 1062 and encodes 342 amino acids.